AUAAUAUACUUUGGUAGUUUGGUGUGGCCGUGCACCUAUCCUACGCAGUGUCUUUCUGCAGUUCUGCAACCAUUCUUUCGUUUUUUGUCCGUCAAUCAGGUACGUCCUUGACGCUGCCAGGCCGCUUACUUGCCGAUACGAUUAAUUUUGUUUUCGUAAAUUUUCAAAAAAGCGCGUUCCUACUAACUUACCACCACUCGCCGAAUUUUUAAACUUCGAACGGUAUCGCGACCUGCAGACCGCAGUUGUGUACAGCAUACGAUUAAAACCCUCUCCGUCAGCGAUCCCUCCGAAUCGGAUUCACAUCGCCAUCCCUUGCAUCCUCGUAUAAACAAGAUGAGUCUCCAGUGGACAAUUAUCGCGACGUUCCUGUACUUCGAAGUGGGCGUGCUGAUGCUGUUCCUGGUGCCGUACAUGUCGGCCAAACGCUGGAACAGUCUGUUCCGGUCCCGGUUCUAUCAGGCGUUGAGCGCCCAGGCCCAGUGGUACUUCACGUUCUUGCUGUUCGUUCUCGUCCUGUUCCUGUUGGACUCUGUUCGCGAAAUGCGUAAAUACUCCAACCCUGAGCUAAGCGACGCGCAUCAACACUUGGACCACGAAAUGCAGGCAAACAUGCGACUGUUCCGUGCCCAGCGCAACUUCUAUAUUAGUGGAAUCGCCUUAUUCCUCAGCUUUGUCAUCAAACGUUUCAUAGCCCUGGUCACCCUGCAAGCGUCAUUGGUGGCCCAAAGCGAGGCAUCGCUAAAACAGGCUCAGAGCGCCAGCGCCGCGGCCAAGUCUUUGAUGACACAAGACAAAGGGGACGGCGAGUCUGAAGCGUUGACUGAACUGAGAAAAGAACUGGAAUUGAUCAAGGCCGAUCGCGACGCGAUCAAAAGUCAAGCUGAAUCUGUAUCUAAAGAAUAUGACAGGCUAAUGACAGAACAUGAAAAACUUCAGAAGACUGUUGGCAACGAAUCAAAGAAGGAUGAUUAAUCUUAAUUUAUUAAACUAUUAGGCAUAAGUCUGAAGUACUUUAAACAUAAUGCAUUUCUGAAUUUAAACUUCAAACCAUUUGUUCUUUUGUUGUGGUGUUUUUCUCUUUUUUUUAUGACCUAGUAAACUAACAUUACUACAAUAGAAUUAUUUAUUGUACAUCUCAUAAUUAAUCAAUGUUGGUAUUUUAAUUCAUGUAAAAAAUAUUUAGAGACUUAAUAAAUUAAUUAUUUUGUUUAUUUAUACUACUAAAAUAUUUAUUUUACGAAUUAAAAAUGGGUUUCCUUCACA
Molecule: messenger RNA, 1266 nt
Organism: Acyrthosiphon pisum (pea aphid)
Lineage: Eukaryota; Metazoa; Arthropoda; Insecta; Hemiptera; Aphididae
Product: B-cell receptor-associated protein 31-like
Biological process (GO): endoplasmic reticulum to Golgi vesicle-mediated transport; intracellular protein transport
Cellular component (GO): endoplasmic reticulum; endoplasmic reticulum membrane
Source: RefSeq, marked provisional